AUGGAAAUCAAGGUCGGCGACUUCAUGGACCAGUUGUCUACCAUGGAGGUUCUCAACGUCGAUGGGAAACUGGAGAGACUCAAAUGGAUGUCCAGGUUUUUCGGAUUCUUCGCUAAGAGUCUCUGGAACAUCUAUGGACCGACGAUGGGAGAUGACACUCAAGAUCGGGUCUUCAGAGACCCUCAAGGAAAACGACCCUUGCGUCUCAGAGGAGCCAAACAAGAAAUGUAUCCAUUCCUUACGGAAGACAACCUGGAGUUGCGGCUCACCCGUUACAGAGCAGGUUCCAAGGGCCCAGUGAUGCUGUCGCACGGAAUGGGAGUAUCCAGUGGUAUCUACACGCUUGACACCGUGGAUACCAACCUUCUGGAGUACCUGGUUGCCAGGGAGUACGACGUGUGGCUGCUGGACUGGCGGGCGUCAUGUGAUCUUCCGGCGACUUGCUUCACACAGUUCACCUUGGACGAUGCCGCCAGGUAUGACGUCCCCGCUGCCGUGGACAAAAUCAUUACGGUGACGGGCAGCCCAGACAUACAGGCCGUUGUCCACUGUGUCGGCUCCGUUACAUUCUUUGCUUCACUGCUGAUGGGGAAGCUUCAGGGAAAGAUUCGCAGUCUUGUCUCAUCACAGGUUGCUGUUCACCCCAUUGUGACCAAACGCAUACGAAGGAUUGCAGCCAAGGCCAAGCUCCCCAGAAUGCUGAAGGCGUUUGGUGUGGAAGGCGUAAAUGCACGACUGGAUCCUAACGGUGGAUGUAAGGACGCCAUGACGACGUUUGGAUGUAAGGUCUUCAACCUGAUGGAGUUAAAGUCAGCAGAGAGAUGUGACAGUAAAGUUUGCAGGAGGUACGUAAACUGUUCUGGAGAAUAG
Molecule: messenger RNA, 870 nt
Organism: Branchiostoma floridae (Florida lancelet)
Lineage: Eukaryota; Metazoa; Chordata; Leptocardii; Amphioxiformes; Branchiostomatidae
Product: triacylglycerol lipase 2-like
Exons: 7
Coding region: 1-870 (289 amino acids)
Source: RefSeq, a predicted model, not a curated record